AUGUCAAGACAUGGUACUAGGACAACGGGAUCCAGUAUUUCUGCAUCCUCUGUGGUGGCUGACCCAGAGCUACCCAUGGACAUCCAGAUCAUUGUGGAAUCAAGACCCGAGUCUAUCCACCACGAUUUCGAUGGCUUUGAUAGCCAGACAUAUAAAGGUUUUUGGCUUCUAUCUGACGAAGAGGCGUUGGCCCUCGAAAGUUGGAAUAAACUUGAAUUUGAAAGACAGAAUAGAUUGUUUGAAUAUUUUAUUAACCUUCAGAGGAUAAGAUUCAACAUGAAACGGAUGGUUUUUCAUUACGGACCCGCAUUUGAGGGAUACAAGGAUCGUACUCCUAACCAAUCAGACGACUACCAAAAGACAUUUACACCCAUAAAAGCAUUGUACGAGUAUAUCGAUAAGCUCGUACUAAAAAAGCUCAAGCCAGCCUACGAAGGCCAUAUGUUCGUCAAUGAUCAAUAUAUUUUGGAGGUGUCAACUAAAUGGUUUUCAAACGUGGCUGCAAAGUAUGACUACAUUUCAAGGGGCGUGGUGUACUUGGCAAGGCUUUCAGCAAGUGAUACCGUGAGAGAAUGGAUCGCAGAUGUGGAGAAGACAGAUGAACUUGCCAUUUCGAAUAGAUUUGCACCAUCUGCAAAAGAACUUUUCUGUUCCUACUUCAUCAAACUCUUCACACCUUUAGCCCUCAUAUUUAAAGAUCUCAUUAAAUUAUAUGCCAAGAUGAACAAAACCGAGUUGGAAGAGCUGGCUAAGAAGUUGGAUGAGAUACUUGGCAAGAUCAAUACCACGUCGGAUUAUACCGCUGAUCUAGAUAACAAGAUUUCCUUAAACGAGCAGCUGGUCUGCGCGGACUACUUGUAUCUUGAAAUGGUAAAUUUAUUUGAUAAGGAAAGACGUCUCAAUCCUGCCAAUCUGGAGAUGGAGACCAAAUACGGUGUCACAUGGAUUAAGUGCAAGUUGGUUCUUUGCGAUAAUUAUUUGCUCCCUUUACUUGAGAAAAAGCAUAAAGACACCAAUCUCUUUCUUUCUAAACCUCCAAUUCCUUUGCAAUACCUUUCAUACAAAGUCUUGGAACCAGAGGAAAAAUCAGAUACUUUGCAAUUGGUUAUCAUAGAUUCUGGUAAUAAGAUCACUCAUACUUUCCGUGCUUUAAGAAGCCAAAAAAUGGCUUCAAUUAUGUUGAAGACGUUUACCAGAGAUUUAAAUAGAAACAGAAAUGCGUUGUUUGUAAAGCUUACAGAUGCGACUCCUUAUCAUUUGGAGUUGAUCAACGGAUGCUCUUUUGUUUCUCAUAUUCAGCAGGACGAAUAUGCACUGCCAUCGGAUUCUGACGGACACGAUUUGGUGAAGCGUUCACUUGAUAAGUCAAAUGAAGCUUCAGAUAUCAAAUCGAAAUCUGCGCGCCCACUUUCAACAACGGAACCAUCAUGUGCCGACAUAUUUUCAUACGGUGGACAGAGUUUCAUUGCAGUUGGAGCUUAUGAUGGUAUUUACAUUGGUCAAGAGAAUAAUCCUGCCUCUUGGAGACGCGUAUGUGAAGUGGCGAGGGUAAGAAAACUUGACGUUCUUGACAACCAAAUGAUGCUAUGCCAUUGUGGCGAGAAGCUAUAUGAAUGUCCGGUAACUGAAAUGAUGACUGCAUACACCGGGUUGAAUCUAUGCGAUAAACUGUUGAUUGAAAUUCAGAAGCACUGCAAAGGAUAUGAAUUGGGGCCACAGAAGUUGCGCAACGGUCCGGUGGUGGCAAGCUCUCGAUAUUUAUUCUGCUGGAAAGAUAGAAAGAUAAGGUAUUCUCCGAUGGCGAGGGAAAACAAAUGGUUACCGAUUUUCAAAUCAAUGAGAGCUACUUUCAAUGUCGUGGGAAUGUCUGUUCUGUAUCCUGACAACUUUUCCAUUCUGCAUUUUACAGAAGAUAUGCCCAUAUUCUAUCUAUCGAACCUAAACGCUUUCACUAAUACUCAGAUGCCGAAAGUUGAUGGCGAUACCGAGAUGCUAAUACGUCAAAAGAAUCAAAAGCCUGUUGGUGUAUUCAAAUUUGGCGGUGUUACACCCAAGGAUUACGAGAUGAUACUAGUCUACACAAGCUACUUCAUCAUUGUGAGCUAUGAUUCGAAUAGUCGAACAUUUCUGAGGUCAAGAAACGAGAUUAUGAGGUUCAACUUCGAGUGUCAAGAAGCCGCCUUUGAUCCGCAAGAAAAUGCCCUUUUCGCUUGUGGCUCUAGAAGUUUAGAAAUAUGGAGAAUUCCACCUAGAAAAGAGAUCCGUAGUGAUGGAGAUGCUCGGCCAGAGUUGGUGACAAUUGUUCUGGGACAUAAUGUCAAACUACUCAAUAAGACCCCAGAGAAAGUGAUUGUGAGUUUGAUGAGGGGUGAAAACAACGAUAGUACAAAUAGGCUGAUAUUUCGUGUCAGACGUGAUGGUAGAAAGAAAGCCCCAAGUUAG
Molecule: messenger RNA, 2442 nt
Organism: Brettanomyces nanus
Lineage: Eukaryota; Fungi; Ascomycota; Pichiomycetes; Pichiales; Pichiaceae
Exons: 1
Coding region: 1-2442 (813 amino acids)
Source: RefSeq, a predicted model, not a curated record